This is a messenger RNA of Onthophagus taurus, 736 nucleotides long. RefSeq lists its product as uncharacterized. Lineage: Eukaryota; Metazoa; Arthropoda; Insecta; Coleoptera; Scarabaeidae. The record is from RefSeq and is a predicted model, not a curated record.
ACUUCACCACGAAAAAUUUAUUCAAUACAUUUAUGAAGUUAUCCACUAACCCCUAAAAAUCAAUUUUAUUCUAACCUAAAUUCUUAAGCAUAUUUUAAAUCAAAACAAUUUCAAUAAAACAAUAUAAAUGCCUUUUACAAUAGAUCAAGACAAAUUUCUUUUGGAAGCUUAUUUUAGAACGGGCGAAAAGGUGGCAAAAACUUGGAUGUACGAUAUAAGAAAAUGCCAGUCGGAGUUUUAUUUAAAAUAUCCGGAUGAAGAACAGAUAGUUUACGAUGUUUUCGCUCAAUAUGUAAGAAGAUUAGUGUCUAGAUUUAAUAAAACCGGAGGAGUUUGUAAAACAGUGCCGAAAAGGAAGGCCUCGAAAGUAACGGAAGAAUUAUUGAAGGAAUUUGAGGUUAUGCUAGAAGAGGACCCAAGGAGAUCUAUAAGACAAAUAGCUAAAAUAACAGGGAUAUCAUAUGGUUCAUGUCGGAAGGCUUUAGGACUGAUAGAAUCCUUUAAAAAUCAAGAUAACCAACAAAAUAUAGUUGAUACAAAAGAAACGAUAUCGUCUUUGCGUAUUUAAUAAUUAAUAAUAUAAGAAAAAGUUAACAAAUUUUGUUUCUAUUGUGAUUCGUAAAUGUUAUUAAAAAUAAGUUUUAAUGUAAUAUUUACCGUCGAUGAAUAAUCAUUUGCUUUAUUUAUAUCGAUUUUGUGGAAUCUCGUUGAAUAAAUAAAACUUAGUUAACACUAA